Sclerotinia sclerotiorum 1980 UF-70 is the source of this 651-nucleotide messenger RNA. RefSeq lists its product with no specific name. The coding region runs from base 1 to 651 and encodes 216 amino acids. The transcript has a single exon. The record is from RefSeq and is a predicted model, not a curated record. Lineage: Eukaryota; Fungi; Ascomycota; Leotiomycetes; Helotiales; Sclerotiniaceae.
AUGCCCAAAACCUCCCCUCAAAAGCCGCCACGUACCCUUCGGAGUCGUGUCCGUACCUUAGCAGAUGCGGAUGUCAAUAUAGCCAAAGCAGAGAAAGCAGACAAGGCAGAAAAAGAAGAAGAAAGAAAAGAAAAAGAACGAAAAUCUAACCAUGAUAACCAAAAUAGAUGGGAUGACUGGGUACCGCAAGAUCGAGUAAUGAAGUUUAAUGAAGAUAAUAAAGAAUUGGCUGCUCAACUUCAUCAAGAGAUGAAGAAGUUGAACCAGAAGCCCAAAUCCGCAACCUCAGCAGGUGGAAAGAAACUUGGAGGUCGAACGAAUGGAUCGGAUUUUGGUUCGGGUCGUGGUAGUGAAGAGAGACAUGCGAGUGUCGCAGCUCAAGGAGGUGGAAGAGGUGGUCCAAGAAGAAAUCGUGAUUAUGAUUUGGAACAAGUAAGUCGAUCAUUUUAUUCGUCUUAUUCAUUCGGACAUUUCAAACAUUCAAACAUCCAAACAUCCAAACAUUCAGACAUUCAGACAUUCCAACACUCCGACUUUCAUUACCCUUUUACAUCCUGUUAUCCUCAAUCCUCAAUUAUUUCUACAUCAUCUAUCCAAUUCACUUCUUUUCAUUCUUCUGGUGGUUUUGCUAUGGAUGUUAUACCAUCUUGA